UCGUGGUACUUGUCUCCUUGUUUUUGGUGCCGGUGCCAGCCGAGUUUGACAAUGGCUCUCUCCAUCAUGUCUUCAGGAGAGGUUCUCCUGUGUUGUUUAUGAAAAAUAGUUUUCGAGGUUAUAUAGAGGACAGAACAAUGGGGGAUGCCUCGAAUAUGGCGCCAGAACUGGCAAAGUAUCUCUUCGAAAACGGAGGAACGAUAAUUAUUACUGACGUUCCCAAAGGUACAGAUUUCGGAAUUGAUUUGAAGUCCUGGAAUACAGGAGAAAACUUUAAAGGAAUGAAGAUGAUACCGCCUGGAUUGCAUUUCAUACAUUACAGGGCGGUGAAUGAACUAGGGGAAUUGUCUCCAAGAGUUGGAUUUUUCCACAUAGUCAAGGAAAAAGAAAUACUCGUCAAGAAGUGGAGUAAAUUGGCAGAGGAUCUUGAUGAUCAAGAAAUCAACGAAGAAAUUGUUAUGAGAUUCAAAGAGAAUCUGAAAGAUCUUGAUAAAUUUCUCGGGCCCUAUCCUUAUGAUAUGUGGAAGCCUUGGAAAGACUUGACAAGCAAAAUCGAUGAUAAUCUUAUCGAGAGGUGUCGACCGUUAUGUGGAUACGUCAGAUCUGCUCUGGAAUUGGUUCACUGUGACGAUGCGUCCCGUCCAAGAGGUAGUCAAACUCGUAAACGAAGACAUCACGUGAUGACUCUUGAAGAAAAAGAGGAUCUCUUGCUGCCGGACUUAAAACCUCUGCCAGGAACGGAAUUAAGAUUGACCCAAUUACCAGACAAAUAUUAUCCUGACGAUGCGACACCCACGGAAAUUACGCAAUACUCGUUGGACUCGAGUUAUGCACUAAAUAUUCUGUUGAAAAAAGUCAAGGACCCAGUGGAAAUCAUAGGUGAACUACAACUAUCUUUCGUGUGCUUUCUUGUGGGCCAGAGUUGGGAUGCUUUUGAACACUGGAAAAAACUCAUUUCCCUGAUAUGUCGUGCUGAUCGAAUUAUUCCAGAACGUCGUGUCGUAUACGUUGAGUUCCUACGAACACUUGAAAUACAGUUGGCCCACGUCUGCGAAGACUUCCUCUGCGAUAUUGUUUCCAGCAAUAACUUUGUUUAUCACCAUCUUCGCAUCCUCUUCUCCAACAUUGAAUCGAAUUCCGAGGUUGACGGUAGAUUGAAAUCUGAAGCUGCGAGAGCCAGGAACAGAUUAACCAGCAAAUUGUCGUGGGAUUUUGAGAACUUACAGGAUGAAGAGGAUGAUGAAGCCCCUGUUGUUGUUGCCAUCGAAUAAUUUCUCUUUAAUUAUUGAACGGAUGGAGAUAGAAUUAAUUAUAUGGAAUCAAAAAUAAUUAUAUUGUUGUAUAAUGAUUGGAUAAAUGGGGACUCUCUUUCAAAUUAAAUUCAGAAUUCAAUUGAAUAGAAUUGAUUUUCCAUUUUACAUCUUUGAAUGUUCACAACACAUUCAACUCGACUGUUGGUGAUAGUUCAAUGUCGUACGUACAUUUGAGGCUUCUAUUCGGGUGGGUCAAUGCUGCCAACGACCCCGAUUGAUUGUGACAAUUUUAUAAUAUGAAGACGAGACUGGUGCUAUUCGCGUAUUUUCUUAACUAUCGAUCCGAAAAAUAUGAAAGAUGUACCAUUGAAAGAUCAUGGACGAUUUAUAUUAUGUAACUAAGGGCAAUUUUUUGGUUCCUUUAUAAUUAUUAAAAAUCAUUUAGAGGUAGUGCAGAGGAUAGCGGUAUCGUCUAUACAUACCCAGCAACACUCGGCCUGAGUCGAUUAGAAAUGGACAUGCAGAGUCAAAACUUUUUCUUGCCCGAUGCCCUGUCGGGCAUCUCGAUAAUCACCCAAUUGAUAAUCAGUAAUUGGAAAUUCACAAUAUAUAUUAUGUUUUAAGAAUGAUAAUACAUGUCAAUCUUUACUGAACUGAUACAUCAAGAAUUUGGAAGAUCUUCAGCAGUCGCCCAUGCAUAAAUACAACAAUUUAUUGGAAAAAAGUCUUUGAACAAUAUUAAAUUGUUCCAAACGUGGAAGUAUUCGUCAUAUUUAAUGCGUCCAGUGUUGGUCCUUUUCUCCUCGGUCUCUUCAUCAUGUUGACAAUGUAAGGGUCGAGUGUUGCCUAUCGAACAUAUAGAAAUGACAAAAGUUUUUGAUGAAUUUCGUAAUGUAAUGAUUCUUAAAUAAUGUGUCUUAUGGUAAAAUCAGCAUUUCAAAAUAUUCCAGAGAGUUUUUAAAAAUUAAAUCUAUUCAAAUUAGAAUUUUGAAAUUUUCAAAUGAUUAAAAUAAUUAGAAUUUUUAAAAAUCAUUUCUCCAACUGCUGCCCAAGUUAUUCUGAACCACUUUGAUAUACUGACCGCUAUUGAAAGUGACUUUAAUCAACACUGAGAAUUAAAUAAAUUAAAUUAAUAGAUUCAGUGGAUAAACAUCAAUGCCUUCCUCACAUUUAUAUAAAAAUUGAAUGUAAAAAUUAUUGAAAUAUGUACGAACACGCACUGAUUCAGUUUCUGUAGAAGGACUCUCAGCUUCACCGAUUCCUCUGUCGAGAUCCACAAAUUUUAAUUCGUCGGGUUUCACCGAUCGGCUCAUGGCUACGGCACAAACGGAUAGAACUCCAAAAAUGACAAACCUCAUUUUUUCUUGGACAAAUGUAGUUGAGGUCUACUAGUCUCGGUGCUUUUAUAGCUAGUCUCAUCCGAAAAAACUACGUCAUUAGUCUAUUCUAUCUCUGAUAUUAGGGAGGAACCACUCGAAUUGUCAUUGCGUGAUUCAUAAAUUGAACUCCACGCUCAUAAUGGCUGAUUACGUCUAUACACGAAAUUUCCUAAAAUUUAUCGAUUUCAUGGUCCAGCAUUAUUUGAUGGACUAAAGUGAAGAAUAUAGGAGAAUGUGCCAUGAAAUGCCUCGGAAGCUGAGCAUUCAUUGUUUCACAGUUUAUGAAGAAAUUGAUAUAAAUUAAACGUACGGUGGGGAGUGCUAGUUAAAAUCUAGAAGAUAAAUUAAACGUAUGGUGGGGAGACAUAGUUAGAAGUUAGGAGAAAGAGUAGAAAUCACCUUCAUAUUAACCCCGAAAAUCAAAUCUUGAUUUUCGAUCAAUGUUUCAAAUCAAAUCAAGCAAAUAAAAGUUUGAAUCAAAUCGAAUCUACCGAAUAGGAUCGAUAGGUUCGAAUUUAUCAUAUAUUCCUUUGGAUUUCCUGAAUAUUUCAUCGACUUUUAAUAGUUCUGAAAACUUAUUAUGGACGAUAACAAUGGAAUUACAUAAAAUAAGAUAUUUUUAAUAGAAUAAUGAAUAUGCAAUCAACAAGAUAUAUUUCGUAAAUUUUUUGCAAAAUAUUUUUUCUGAGUAUAUUCUUAAAAUUAUCUCCAUUAUAAAUAAUUUAAGAAAUGUAUUUAUUCUUCUUUUUAUUUACUUCAAAAUGUCUCCAUUAGUCAGUUGCAAUAGUAAGUCAAGUACACCAUAUCUUCAUUACAUUGCAUGAAUUACAUGAAUAAUUUCUUUAUUUUUUUUUGUAGAAAAAUUGGUCUGUCUCAGCCUUCACCGACACCGAAAAUAUUGACGCUUUGAUUAUUCCAAAUCCAGUUAUGUCUGCAGUUUUCAUCAGCAUCGGUUCUUCUUUUUCCUUAGCAAAAUGUCUUUCUGUCUAAGUUUCUAUAAAAGUUAAAAAAUAUGAGAAUAAGAUGAUUGCAAGACGAACGCGAAAACAAAAAUACAAUUCUCAAAAGUUUUCAUUAUUCUACAUACUUUCUAAUGACAAUUAACUUAUCGAAGAUGACAGUUACCAUGGAAGUGUUGGACGUGGUCGUGGGGGAGCGGGUGCUCUGAUGAUGAAGUUGUAAUUCGUAGCUGGAGUGUCCUUUUAACGAAUACAGAAAAUAUGGAUUGAAGGCCCCAAAUAACGGAAACAUCAAUUCAGCUCAAAACGCUUUAAUUUUCAGUUUUAAUUUUCAAUGUUUUUUGGCAAUAAUUAUAUUUCAAGUAAUAUUAUCCUCGAAUUGCUUUUUCCGUUGCUUUCAACAAGCUUGUCUAUAGUUGUUAUUAUGAAAGUUGGUUUUUAUCAUGUAACGAUUGCAUGUUCAGUGUAAAUUUAAUAGAAAAAUUGAUAAUUAUAGAGUACGUUGUUUUAAGCCAUCACAUGCACUCCGUUUUCGGCUGUGUAAUCUCAUUAAACCACAAAUUUUCAAUUAUUUGUCCAAAAACCACUCCACACUCCUUUUUUUUUCAUCACACACUAUAAAAUACGCACACGAGGCGCAUGCUUAUACCUAAUUUAUGGUAAAUUUAUGCUUAUAAUAACAUACUGCAGUUGGAGAGGCUUCAUGGAAGGGUCCAGCGAUUCCUCGGUUAUUAUUCUUUGCUGUCUUCAAUCUCGAACAGAUACAUCUGCCCAUUCCCACCAUAACACACGUCAUCAAAAUCAUGACUAUGAGAAAUUUCAUUUUGUUCUUCAACAACUAACUAAACUAACGCUCAUCCAUGCUUUUAUAACUUAAUUAAACUUCGUCACACUGAAAUUGCCUGAGCCAUCAUUUCCUGAUCGCUGACGCUCGAGAACAAGCUGAUUCUGUUAUCUCUACCUACUGCAUUUGACGUAUAAAUCGAGCGUCAGAGUAUAAUCUCUGUGACUGUCCUGGCGGAAAUGCAGUAGUUGAAAAAUAUAUUAUUGCAGUCAUGAUGCUGGGGCGCCUAAAAUAAUUGUCAUUAAUUAUCAGGAGAGAAAAAUUGAUUAGAACGGAAUGAUUAUUUUGUUGAUUUCGUUGUUUUAUGAAGGGAAUGGGGCUUCGAUUAUUGGGCCUCUGAAACAGACCCAUUUGGCAGUUAAAAAAUCGAAGAAUUAUUGUGAAAGACAAUCCAGUUUUUAUUAAUUAUGACCGUUAUGAAGCAUGUCGAAAUAAUUUCACACCUUUUAUGUUUGCUUUUUUAUUUAUUAUCAACAAUUCAUAGUAAAUGUAUAAUAAAUUUUGUUUGAUAAAAUCAGUAUUGUAUCAGCUUCAUAUUCAGUAGUUCCAUCUCCAAAAACAAUCCAUUGUGACACUGGGAUUCCACUCUAUGAAUUUAUUCAAAGCCUCUGUUCGGGAUAAAAUGUCAAUAGAAAUUGUUCAUGAUCUUAGUAAAUUACAGAGCUGGAUAUCAAUGAAGAUACUUACAGGAUGUGGUGGACGUGGAGGAAUUGGCAGUGGUUUUGGACGGCUUGGCUCGGGCUCAGGUGCACGACGAAGUCUCUAAUGUCGGGAAAGAUUAUAUCAUUAAACAAUUCAGAUUCAGGUAACUUGAAAACAAAUUCAGCAUUAAAAUCGUCCAAAACAAUAAGUCUAGGAUAUAAAGGUCACUGUUUAAAAAAUCUUAUAUUUUAAGAUAAGUGACGUAGGGAUUUUUCUUCUCGUCUUCGAGUCUGACGACAAUGCCACGCGAUGAAAAAUCCCUAGGGAUCCUUCCAUGAAUAGUAUUUUUCCCCAGUGACUUUCACUUUCUGGAGUUGGAGGAAGGGUUAGUGCCAACCCCUGAGCGAGGAAAAAUGAAGACCAGUACGGAAAAUGAAUUUUAGUGGAUAGCUGACUAUUAAUUUCCAGAGUUUUGACACUGCGUGCAAUUUAGAAAUAAGAAAUCAUAAAAUUUCAGAUUUCAUUAAAAAUUCUACAAGAUUUCAGACUUUUUCGCCACAGGGCGAUGAGAAUUCCUUAGGUUAUUAACAAUUAACAUCUAAUUGGAAUAUUCAGUGACAAAUUAUAAUGUAUCUUCAACAAAAUGUCAAAUUUUCUAAUUUUUUUAUG
Molecule: messenger RNA, 5746 nt
Organism: Diachasmimorpha longicaudata
Lineage: Eukaryota; Metazoa; Arthropoda; Insecta; Hymenoptera; Braconidae
Product: protein AAR2 homolog
Exons: 10
Coding region: 99-1271 (390 amino acids)
Biological process (GO): spliceosomal tri-snRNP complex assembly
Source: RefSeq, a predicted model, not a curated record